CAAAUUAAGCCGUCAAAAACCCUACAAAAACCACAUUCCUCACGGAAAAGCUUUGAAGCAGAAACGAAGAUGUGUGGAAUUGCAUUGACCGUCUCAGGCAUUCGAAUUAACAUCUCCUCUCUCCCAUUCGACUCAACUUCCCUAAAUCGCCAAUCCGAAAAUUUGUUGAUUUCUUUAGAUGACCUGAAAGAAGCUCUGCGGAGAAGAGGUCCUGAUAGCUUGGGUGUGAAGAAAGUUACUCUGCAACACAAUGAAAAACAAAUCUCAUCCUUUAUAGAACACGACGAAACGUUAUUGUGUUCGGCAAAUGAAGAUAGCAACGGAGAACUUCAUUUCAUCGGUGCAACUUUGCAGCUUAGGGGAACCGUUCCGCUUGUUCAGCCUUUAGUGGAUGCUUCUCGAAACAUUCUCGUCUAUAAUGGUGAGAUUUUCGGAGGACUUCAACUUGCUAGUGAUUGCAAUGAUGCCGAAUUUCUUAUGCAGACUCUUGGGAAUUGUUGCUCCUGUGGUUCUUGUUUGACCGGUAACUGUGUUAAAUGCGGGAAAGGUUCUAUAACAGAUGUUCUUUCUACAAUUAAAGGACCAUGGGCUAUCAUCUAUUGGCAGGAUAGUUCAAGGACCCUUUGGUUUGGCCGAGAUGCAUUUGGUAGGCGGAGCCUUCUUGUUCACUGGCCUACAGAAGAUGAUUCAACUUUUCUUCUUUCUUCUGUAUCGCCAGUUGCUCCAGAUCAGCAGGCCACUGAAAACGAAGCUCAUAAUGGAAUUGAAAAUCGUAGUUACUGGGAAGAGCUACCAUGUGGAGUAUAUAGUAUGCACGUGGAUGCUUCGAAUUCAAACGGAUUUCUGGUUGGCGAAGUUCAGAUACAUGAAUAUACAAACUCAACAUUGAAGGAACUUAUCAAGUGGGAGAGAAUUUCCGUUGUACCAAGCUCGGAAAACUUGCAGACAUUCUGCCCUAAGUUUUCUAGGGGGCAACAAGAUGUACAUUCAGCUUCUUUAGAGACAGUUCCAUGCGAAGCAGGCUCAACUCAAAAUUCAAUUCCAAUGCGAGCUCAUAUGUUGCUAAAUGUUUUAAAGGAAUCUGUGAUACGACGUACGUCAUUGUAUACUAUCUAUCAGGCAGUGAUAUCUGGUAUCAAACAAGAGAAAUUUGUUCCUGUUGCAAUUCUUUUCUCUGGUGGGCUGGAUUCUAUGAUACUUGCAGCAUUACUGGAUCAAUGCCUGGAUCCCACUUAUGAAAUUGAUCUACUUACUGUAAGCUUUGAUGGCGAGUUAGCUCCUGAUAGAAAAUCUGCCAAGACAGGGUUGAAAGAACUAAAACGAGUUGCACCGUCAAGACGGUGGAGACUCGUGGAGAUUGAUGCUGACUUGUCAGAUUUGGUGUCUGAAACUAGUCAUGUUAUGUCGCUUAUAAAUCCUGCCAACACCUACAUGGACCUUAACAUUGGAAUAGCUUUAUGGCUCGCUUCUUGUGGUGAUGGAUGGGUGUCUGCAGAUGAUAAUGAUGACACUCAUGCACGGAUUAAGUACAAGUCCAAUGCAAGGAUUCUCCUUGUUGGUUCUGGUGCUGAUGAACAGUGUGCUGGUUAUGGGAGACAUAGAACAAGUUUUAGACGUGGAAGUUGGCUGGGGCUAGAUGAGGAAAUGAAACUCGACAUGCAAAGAAUUUGGAAGAGAAAUUUAGGGAGAGAUGAUAGAUGUAUUGCUGAUAACGGGAAGGAGGCUAGAUUUCCAUUCUUGGAUGAGGAUGUUAUAAGGGUUUUACUCAACAUUCCAUUGUGGGAGGUUGCAAACCUUGACCAACCUAGUGGCAUCGGUGAUAAAAAGAUUUUAAGAGAGGUUGCACAAUUGCUUGGUUUAUAUGAAGCAGCGGUUCUUCCCAAACGGGCAAUCCAGUUUGGUUCUAGAAUUGCGAGGGAAUCAAAUCGGAAGAAUUUUGGAAGUAAUCGAGCAGCAAAUCAGGCGUCUGCAGGCAGUGUAAGGAUUUGUCGGAAAUCAAAUUUUGGUUGAUUCUUUUUUCUCUGGGCAUGUCGGACUCAUCUUUUUGGCAUGAAAAUGAAUGUGACUAUAUCUAAAAAAAAUUAUAUAUGAAUUGGAUUGGAACUACUUUAUAUAUAUUAUGCCUGGUGCUACUAUACUGCUUUUGACCGAA
This is a messenger RNA of Medicago truncatula (barrel medic), 2152 nucleotides long. Its product is annotated as asparagine synthetase domain-containing protein 1. The coding region runs from base 70 to 2010 and encodes 646 amino acids. The transcript is spliced from 14 exons. Gene Ontology annotation, molecular function: asparagine synthase (glutamine-hydrolyzing) activity. NCBI's taxonomy places the organism in Eukaryota, Viridiplantae, Streptophyta, Magnoliopsida, Fabales, Fabaceae. The record is from RefSeq and is a predicted model, not a curated record.